AUGUCGCAAGGCUCGCACCCGACACUCAUCAAUCUCCCCCCUCCGGGGUCGAAUCCGGAAACACCGUCUGAGAUGCCAGGGACACCUACUAGCACGACCACGUCACUGUCAGCUCUGUCUACGACUGCUAUAAAAGAUGGCCAUCGAGGCCACUUUGCUUCUGGGCCACUUGGCCGCGGCCACCAACACAAUCCAUCCACCACCAGCCUCGAAGCUGAACGAGCAGAUCGAAUCUCACGCCUGGCUGGACUCGAGCGAGUAUCGACACUACGCGCCGGUCCUGGAGCUGCCGGGGCGGGUGGUGGAGGAGGACCAUCAUCAAUCUCCCCCCAAACUACGCCUACGUCGACAACUGGCGGACCAUUUCCGCCAAAUUUCCCGAGCACCCACAACCUAACACCGUCGUACUUCGACAGCAAUGGCCAACCAGUUGCAGUUACAAAGAUGAGCACGGUUGGCUCAGCAAGCGCCACGGAGAGUCAUGUUGGUGAUGACAACCGAACCACAGCUGGAGAGCACGACGAGGACAUGUUUAGCACUGACACCAACUACCGGGAAGCCGACUCGGUAGCCAGCAUGGGUGCGGAACCUGAUGCUAUGGACGAGGACAUGGAUAUGAUGGCCAAUCGAUCUGUUGGUGGAUACGAAGAUCGAAUGAGCGACGAUGGCUCUGCAUCGUUGGUUGGAUUCGGCGAAGGUGCUGGCAGCACCGUCUCUGGCCCUAUCUACCAUCGUCGCGCGCCCCCAGGCGCAGCUGCAGCCCAUCAAGCUUGGAAUCUCGAGCGAACAAACUCUGGAAUGAGUGACUACCGCAGGGACAGGGACACGCCCAUGAACGGAGGGGACACACCUAUGAGCACCUCUGCCAUCCAGGAAAGGCGUGAUGCCCGGAUGAUGGAUGGUGUUGCUGCCGAUCCCCCUCACCAUGGAAUGCUAACAGAGCAAGACAAUUUUGUAGACACAACCUUCCGUGGGCCGCUACCAACAGGAAGACCCCCUAACAGGGAGACUGCGGAACGGAUUAUUUCGCCGCUGGACAGUGGUGAGGCGAGGGCUGGGCCUUCGGGUCUCGGAAGCCCAGGUGCAGGAGGACAGCCUCUCGGUAAAUUCUAUUUUGAAGGCGAGAAAAGAGAGGACUGA
Messenger RNA from Pochonia chlamydosporia 170, 1140 nucleotides. RefSeq lists its product as hypothetical. NCBI's taxonomy places the organism in Eukaryota, Fungi, Ascomycota, Sordariomycetes, Hypocreales, Clavicipitaceae. The transcript has 2 exons. The coding region runs from base 1 to 1140 and encodes 379 amino acids. The record is from RefSeq and is a predicted model, not a curated record.